AUGCCUCUUCAGCUACGACCAGCAGUUCCUGAGGACAUCCCCGGGAUGUGCAAGGUCUACCACUCGGCAUUUGGUGAUACCGUCAUCGGAAGCCGUGUCUUCAACGCCGAUAUUGAGGCCGCGGAUCGUUUCUUCCAAAAUAACUUCUCGGAAGACAUGGCCGACCACAAAUGCGAAUUACUCGUCGUCACACACAAGACUUCCCCGGACUCAAAGGAUGAGCAGGUUGUCUCCAUGGCAAAGUGGAAUCUCCCCGGCGCGCCGAUCCAAGAUGUCCCACCAGCCGAGGCUUGGCCAUCGAAUGGCGAUCUUGCCGUUGAGUUCUUCGGCACCAUGACAGAAGGCCAUCGGAGGUUUAUGGGCGACAGACCGCAUUAUCAUCUUGAGGUUAUCUGCACACACGCAGACUGGCAGGGCAAGGGAGCAGGAGGUCUGCUUCUGCGCUGGGGCGUCGAGCGUGCGGACGCCGAAAGCCUUCCGUGCUUUCUGGAGGCUACACCAAAGGGAAAGCCCAUCUACGAGAAGCUUGGCUUCCAGACAAAAGGCCAGGAUGAGUUUGAGUGGCCUUUCGGAUCGUCUGUGGAGACGUACAUGGAACGUGAUGCAAAGGCUGGAAAACGGGCCAUGACGCAGCCCAGAUCCAAGGAAUUCGCUUAG
Molecule: messenger RNA, 657 nt
Organism: Fusarium sp. VM40
Lineage: Eukaryota; Fungi; Ascomycota; Sordariomycetes; Hypocreales; Nectriaceae
Source: the annotation of a GenBank genome assembly